Messenger RNA from Penaeus monodon (black tiger shrimp), 718 nucleotides. Its product is annotated as glycine receptor subunit alpha-4-like. Gene Ontology annotation, biological process: regulation of membrane potential; signal transduction; chemical synaptic transmission. Lineage: Eukaryota; Metazoa; Arthropoda; Malacostraca; Decapoda; Penaeidae. The record is from RefSeq and is a predicted model, not a curated record. The transcript has 3 exons. Gene Ontology annotation, molecular function: neurotransmitter receptor activity; transmembrane signaling receptor activity; chloride channel activity. The annotation marks the transcript as partial. Gene Ontology annotation, cellular component: synapse; neuron projection; membrane.
ACUUCAACAUCCUUCAGGAUAUGCAUUUCUAAGGAGUCCCUUGCUCCAUCCUCCAGGGAACUACAGCUGCCUGCAGGCAGUGUUCCACCUUCAGCGCAACCUGGCCUACCACCUAGUGCAGUCGUACCUGCCGUCCUCGCUCAUCGUGGUCGUCUCAUGGGUCAGCUUCUGGCUGGACGCUGACGCCGUGGCUUCCCGGGUCAUCCUUGGCGUGACGACUCUCUUCACCGUGUGCUCGGAGUCCGCUGCCUUCGGGAAUAAGCUGUCGACAGUGUCGUACGUGAAGGCUCUGGACGUGUGGAUGGGGUCGUGCACCGUGUUCGUGUUCUUGGCGAUGGUGGAAUUCACGCUCGUUAACUACAUCGGCCGACGCCGCCGCAGACUCCUGUUUCGGUCCUCCGCCGAGGGUCAGGAAAAUAUCGAAGCACGAGAAAGAAGCGACUCCAUCCGCAGCACGGCCGUUGAAACUCCCGAAAUGACCGAGAACACGCCAGUCGACGCGGAGGACAGCGGCGCCGCGGAAACAGGAGGCAGUGCUACUUUUUUACGCGAAGGCCCGAAUGCUGAAAAAAGUGCAGGUGACGUCGAAGUCCCUUUGGCCUGGCUGCUUGAAGCGGAGAGAGCAAAAAGGAUCGAUAGAAAUAGCAGGGUGGUCUUCCCGCUACUCUUCCUCGUCUUCAAUCUGGGCUACUGGGUCUACUAUCAGGCUUUAUGCUGA